Messenger RNA from Lotus japonicus, 1763 nucleotides. RefSeq names its product O-fucosyltransferase 13. The transcript is spliced from 6 exons. The coding region runs from base 163 to 1485 and encodes 440 amino acids. Gene Ontology annotation, cellular component: cytoplasm. The record is from RefSeq and is a predicted model, not a curated record. Lineage: Eukaryota; Viridiplantae; Streptophyta; Magnoliopsida; Fabales; Fabaceae.
AGGAAUGAAUAAUUAAUUGCAGAAUCCUUUCAAAAAAAAAAAAAAAAAACAAUUGCAGAACCAAAACAUUGAAUACACCUAGCAAAUUUGCACUGGUUCCAUCUUCAUCGCAAUCACAGAGAGAGAGAGAGAUCAUCUUCAACAACGAAUCUGUGAAAUCAAAUGGUCGUUUUCUCUGUGAAACCCUUUUUCAGCAUUCUCGUCGUCUCGCUCUCUCUCCUCUUCCUUCUCGCAUUUCUAUCGCCUCCUUCCCCUUUCUCCCUGAAUCAGAUUUCUCGGGAACCCUCACUAGGAGAGGUGGAUAUAUGGAGUGUUCGGAGACUCAUGGAAUGGAGACCUUGCAAUUGGUGGCUACAAGGGCCUCAAACAGCUCUUCCAUUAGAGACCAAUGGAUAUAUCAGAGUGGAUUGCUACGGGGGACUCAACCAGAUGCGAAGAGAUUUUUGUGAUGGUGUGGGCAUUGCUCGUCUGUUAAAUGCAACUCUUGUCCUGCCGAAGUUUGAAGUAGCUUCAUAUUGGAAUGAAACAAGUGGUUUUGCGGAUGUAUAUGAUGUAGACUACUUCAUUCAGCAGAUGAAUGGCUUUGUCAAAGUCAUAAAAGAGUUGCCCCCUGAGAUUGCAUCAAAAGAACCCGUUCAAGUGGACUGUAGCAAACGGAAAGGUCAAUUUGAUUAUGUAGAAAGCGUUCUUCCAUCUCUGUUGAAACACAAAUACAUUUCCAUCACACCAGCAAUGUCCCAAAGAAGGGACAGAUACCCUUUGUAUGCAAAAGCUUCUCUCUGUCAAGCUUGUUACAAGGCAUUACGUCUCACCAGAGUGUUGGAAAUGAAAGCCUCUAAGCUUCUAGAUGCAAUACCUAAACCCUUUUUGUCGCUUCAUCUUCGUUUUGAGCCUGACAUGGUUGCAUACAGCCAGUGCCAAUACCCAGGCCUUUCGCCUGCUUCCAUCAAAGCCAUAGAAGCAGCACAAGUGGACAGAAAACCAUGGACUGGUGACUUAGCCCGCAUAUGGAGACAGCGGGGGAAAUGUCCCCUUACACCUAAUGAGACAGCUUUAAUACUUCAAGCUCUUUCCAUCUCACCAACCACAAAUAUAUACUUGGCUGCUGGAGAUGGUUUGAUGGAAAUUGAAGGGUUAACAGAUACUUACACGAAAAUAUAUACCAAGUCUAGUCUUCUCAGUGGGGAAGACUUCACUAGCAUGCAUGGCAAUACAAAAGCUGCUUUGGAUUAUUAUAUAUCUAUUAAUAGUGAUUCCUACAUAGCUACAUAUUUUGGAAACAUGGACAAGAUGGUUGCAGCAAUGAGAGCUUUCAAAGGGUUGUACAAAACUAUGUUUUUGAGUAGAAAAGGCUUUGCAGAAUUAACUUCACGGGGUCUCAGGGGGAAGGAAUUGAUGCAAGCCCUAUGGAAGGUUCACAGAGAUGAGUUUGUCAUGGGAAGAGGCUCUGCUCUGCCCGAGUGUUUUUGCGAAUUCAAGUUGUGAUUUUGAAUCUAAGAUUCACCACUUUUUACUGCUUCUUAUUGAUUUAAUUUUUAUGGCAUGUAAAGUGCUAGUGUAUCACUUAUCUAGAAGGCUUUCCUUAGCUACUGUCAGCUUGUUUAUUCUUUUGUAUUGAUGUAACGGUUUGUUUAUUUGAUCCUAUAUCUAAUGAAUGUUGGCAUACAUUUAGUGUAUGGACAAGAAUGGUCUUACAAAUAGAAAUACCCCUUGUUAUUAACCAAGUUUUGACCGACAUAAAAGAAUUUACUUAGUUUUUUAUA